AUGGGGCCUUUAGAAAGUGCCAUUACAGGAGCGGUAGCGUCCACUCUUGCAGACACUAUCGUGUACCCACUAGAUGUGGCCAAAACCUUGAUCCAAACCCAGAAGAAGCGAGAUAUCGAAACAGAUGACAAAGACCAGCAUCAUGAAGUAUAUUACAAGAAUACUCUGGAUGCAUUAUUGAGAGUAGUGAAUGCAAAAGGGGUUUGUGGCCUGUACCAAGGUCUCAUGGCGUCCACUAUUGCCGGGUUCUUACAAAGUUUCUCGUACUUUUUCUGGUAUAGCAUCGUGCGGAAGACCUUCUUCAGAUUCAAGCUCCUCAGAGGCAAGGGGGUCCAAUUCUCUACGCCAGAAGAAUUACUUUUGGGUGUCAUGGCUGCUGCCAUUUCGCAGUUGUUCACCAGUCCUAUGGGCGUAAUCUCGAAGCGACAGCAAACAGCCAUGUCCAAGAACGGCAAAGUUGGAUUCAAGGACGUUCUGAAGCAAAUAUAUGAUGACCAAAAUAGUAUCACUGGAUUUUGGAGAGGUUUGAAAGUGUCUUUGAUAUUAACUAUAAACCCCUCAAUAACCUAUGCAUCGUAUGAGAAAUUAACGCAACUGUUCAUCUCGGCGUCCAGUGCGCGUGGCAGAACAGAGCUAAAAGAUACCGCGGCCCAACUGUCGCCGCGCCAAAAUUUCAUUCUAGGGGUAGCAUCGAAAAUGAUCUCCACCAUCAUCACUCAACCGUUGAUUCUUUCCAAGGCCUGGUUGCAGCGCACAGGCUCUCAAUUCCACUCAUUUCAGGAAGUUCUGAUUUACCUGUAUACCCAUGAGGGCGUUUUAUCUCUCUGGAAAGGGCUGGCUCCACAACUUUCGAAGGGCCUGCUAGUGCAAGGUCUUCUGCUCAUGUUCAAAGGUGAGCUCAUUAAGUUGAUGCAAAGACUAUUCUUUCGCUUACGACUGCUUCGAAAUGCACAACCUAGGGUGCGUAUUAGCUAG
Messenger RNA from Lachancea dasiensis, 975 nucleotides. The record is from the annotation of a GenBank genome assembly. Lineage: Eukaryota; Fungi; Ascomycota; Saccharomycetes; Saccharomycetales; Saccharomycetaceae.